Culex pipiens pallens (northern house mosquito) is the source of this 1745-nucleotide messenger RNA. RefSeq names its product cytochrome P450 4C1-like. The transcript is spliced from 4 exons. The record is from RefSeq and is a predicted model, not a curated record. Gene Ontology annotation, molecular function: iron ion binding; heme binding; oxidoreductase activity, acting on paired donors, with incorporation or reduction of molecular oxygen. Lineage: Eukaryota; Metazoa; Arthropoda; Insecta; Diptera; Culicidae. The coding region runs from base 100 to 1587 and encodes 495 amino acids.
UUACCCUGGAACAGUCAGUCGAGUUCGGAGCACGGAGCGAGCGGGAUCACACGUGGAUUGUACAGUGCCAGUGGGAUAGUUAAGGAAAAUUUCCACACAAUGUGGAUCGCAGUGCUGGGCAUUUGGGUGGUCGUGUUUGGAAUUUUCCAGUAUCUGAAAUUAGUGCAGAAGAAUGCAUUUGCUAAACAUUUACCGUUGCUGAAUGCAAGUUAUCCCAUCGUUGGAAAUGGACUCAUGUUUAUCGGAAAACCAGAACACGAAAAGUUUCAGAACUUUCGGAAAUUGACUAGCAUCGAUUACCCGCUGUCAAGGUUCUACCUGGGUCCGCGAGUCAUGGUCGGAACGACCGAACCAGAAAUAGCUCAACAAAUUCUCACCGACCCGGUCUGGAUGGAUAAACCGUUUAUCUACGAGUUUUUCGAGCUUCCUUACGGAUUACUAACGGCCAAAUAUGACAUCUGGAAGAACCAUCGGAAGGCGCUGAGUCCGGCGUUCAACAUGAAGAUUCUGCAAAGUUUUAUCCCAACAUUCAAGCACUUUUCGCAAAAACUGGUGGACCGAUUGGCCGUCCAUCCCGCGGGGACGACAAUUGACAUCGAUACCGAUGUGACCACAUGCUCGCUGGAGAUUGUGCUGCAGACCACGUUCGGAUACGAUGCUUCAAAGCUUACCGAAUGCAAGGAAAUUGGCUCGAGUAUUGAACGAUAUUUUCACUUCAUUUCGAGGCGUGUAAUGAACGUGCAUCACUACAGCGACUUUAUCUAUAGCUGGACUGAGGAUUACAAGCAAUCACAGUCUCUGCGUGUGUAUCUGGAAAAUUGGGCCAAAUUCUUGCUGAACGAAGUGGCUCAUCGUUACGCCGAGCGAUCGACGAAACCAAUAGAAAACGACGAUGUUAGAAAGCCGAAAAUUUUCGUCGAUGAGUUGUACACCAACAAGAUGAUCAAAUUCUCUGACGAGGAGCUGGUACAUCAAGCGUUCACGAUGGUCGGCGCCGGAACGGACACGUCCUCUAAUUCGGUGGCCUUUACGCUGCUUUCGUUGGGGAUGUACCCCGAAGUGCAGCAAAAGGUUUACGAGGAGGUGAUGCGGGUCUAUCCGACGGACGAGUCGGAGUUUACGCCGGAAUCGCUGAAGCAGCUCGAGUACAUGGAGAUGGUCAUCAAGGAAACGCUGCGGCUGUUCCCCGUUGGACCGUUGAUUCUGCGUCAGAGUGUGGCCGAUUCCACGAUUGCGGGACUGUUUAUACCGAAGGGGAACAUAUUUGGAAUUGAUAUCUUUAACAUGCAUCGCCGAAAGGACAUUUACGGCGAGGACGCGGACAAUUUUAAUCCGGAACGGUUUUCGCCUGAACGAAGCAAGGACCGGAAUCCUUUCUCGUUUUUGGCCUUUUCUGGCGGUGCGAGGGGAUGCAUUGGAAUUCGAUACGCGAUGAUGAGUAUGAAAAUAAUGGUGGCCUACAUGGUGAAAAACUUUGUCAUCAAAUCAAAACUCAAGAACGAAGAUUUGCGGUUCAAGUUCGACAUCAUACUGCGGGUGCAGAACGGAUAUUUGGUACAAUUGGAAAAGCGGCCCAAAACGCAUUGAACAGGAAAGUAAAGGUGCUUUCAACAGAAACAAGGAUGUGAUAACAAGAAAAUUUGCAACCUAUACGAGUGAAUUAGAUUGUAUUUUGUGCUUUUGAAGAAUAAUUAUGUUAUUACGAUUAUUAAUAAAAUUGACCGCUGCAUAACCCACAAUUUUAA